Histoplasma mississippiense is the source of this 231-nucleotide messenger RNA. RefSeq lists its product with no specific name. The record is from RefSeq and is a predicted model, not a curated record. The transcript has a single exon. NCBI's taxonomy places the organism in Eukaryota, Fungi, Ascomycota, Eurotiomycetes, Onygenales, Ajellomycetaceae. The coding region runs from base 1 to 231 and encodes 76 amino acids.
AUGCAAUCAGGAUCCAGCGAUGCGUUCCCUGACACCUCACAACUAUGCAACUAUGGACGAGGUGAGGCUUGUAUAUCCGGCGUAUUGUGGCUAGGUUUGAAGCAAGAAACUCUAUAUUACAGCAGUGUCAAGAAAUACGACAGCUACUCAAGGGCUUGCUGGGUUAACUAUUACAUCUGCCCGCCGCUACUCGACUCUGUUUACGACUACGACAAAAAGCCAGCAGUUUAA